AUGGGAAAAACGCAAAUAUGGGAAGAACACAAAUAUGGGAAAAACGCAAAUAUGGGAAAAACGCAAAUAUGGGAAAAAAGCAAAUAUGAGAAAAAAGCAAAUAUGGGAAAAAAGCAAAUAUGGGAAAAACGCAAAUAUGGGAAAAACGCAAAUAUGGGAAAAACGCAAAUAUGGGAAAAACGCAAAUAUGGGAAAAACGCAAAUAUGGGAAAAACGCAAAUAUGGGAAAAACGCAAAUAUGGGAAAAACGCAAAUAUGGGAAAUGGGAAAAACGCAAAUAUGGGAAAUGGGAAAAACGCAAAUAUGGGAAAUGGGAAAAACGCAAAUAUGGUAAAUGGGAAAAACGCAAAUAUGGUAAAUGGGAAAACCGCAAAUAUGGGAAAUGGGAAAAACGCAAAUAUGGGAAAAACGCAAAUAUGGGAAAAACGCAAAUAUGGGAAAAACGCAAAUAUGGGAAAAACGCAAAUAUGGGAAAAACGGAAACAUGGGAAAAAUGCAAAUAUGGGAAAAACGCAAAUAUGGGAAAAACGCAAAUAUGGGAAAAACGCAAAUAUGGGAAAAACGCAAAUAUGGGAAAAACGCAAAUAUGGGAAAAACGCAAAUAUGGGAAAAACGCAAAUAUGGGAAAAACGCAAAUAUGGGAAAAACGCAAAUGUGGGAAAAACGAAAAUGUGGGAAAAACGCAAAUAUGGUAAGAACGCAAAUAUGGGAAGAACGCAAAUAUGGGAAAAACGCAAAUAUGGGAAAAACGCAAAUAUGGCAAAAACGCAAAAAUGGCAAAAACGCAAAUAUGGCAAAAACGCAAAUAUGGCAAAAACGAAAAUAUGGCAAAAACGCAAAUAUGGCAAAAACGCAAAUAUGGCAAAAACGCAAAUAUGGGAAAAACGCAAAAAUGGGAAAAACGCAAAUAUGGGAAAAACGCAAAUAUGGGAAAAACGCAAUGAUGGGAAAAACGCAAUGAUGGGAAAUCGCAAUGAUGGGAAAAACGCAAUGAUGGGAAAAACGCAAUGA
Molecule: messenger RNA, 1011 nt
Organism: Schistocerca cancellata (South American locust)
Lineage: Eukaryota; Metazoa; Arthropoda; Insecta; Orthoptera; Acrididae
Product: N66 matrix protein-like
Exons: 1
Coding region: 1-1011 (336 amino acids)
Source: RefSeq, a predicted model, not a curated record